AUGUGGUGCUGCAUCACGCAGGACAACCAGGACACGGAGCUGACGGUAGCCGCCUCUCACGUCCUGCCUCAGGGCAUCGACGUCGGGAAACUUGAAGACCGCCCGGAGUUCAUCUAUCCAGAUGGUUCAAGCUAUGUUGGCCAGUGGAACGGCAGCAAGCGAGAAGGAACUGGCAUUCAGGUGUGGAAGGACGGUGAGCGGUACACGGGUGGCUGGAUGGCUGACCAGUUCCAUGGCAACGGAAGGUUUGAGCACCAGAACGGGGACUUCUACGAAGGCGAGUUUGAUGCCGGAGCCGCGCACGGCAAAGGCACGUACCAGCAGAUUGGGGGUGCAAAAUACGUCGGCGAGUGGCAGCAGGAUCAGAAGCACGGCUUCGGCGAAGAAGCUUGGCCUGAUGGCACGAGGUACUCAGGCUAUUACGUGCGGGGAGAGAAGUCCGGCUAUGGAGAGCUGCUCUGGGCGGACGGGUCUUCUUACCGUGGGGGCUUCUUGAAGAAGCAAAUCCACGGCGAAGGCGAGUAUAUUUGGGCGGACGGGCGGCGCUUUCAGGGACAGUGGGUGGCAAAUCAGAUGCAUGGAGCAGGCACAUUCAAUUGGCCUGACGGUCGCUCCUACAAGGGCGAGUACUACUACGACAAGAAACAAGGAGAAGGGGCUUUUGAGUGGUCCGACGGCCGAAGGUACACCGGCCAGUGGAAGGAUGGGCAACAGCACGGCAAAGGCAUCUUCCGAAAGGCAGAUGGCCAGAGCCUGAGUGAGGUCUGGGGCUUUCAGGCUCGGGGUUUCGGGCUUAAUUAG
Molecule: messenger RNA, 801 nt
Organism: Symbiodinium sp. CCMP2456
Lineage: Eukaryota; Dinophyceae; Suessiales; Symbiodiniaceae
Source: the annotation of a GenBank genome assembly